AGUAUAAUUAUAAAGCGGUGUAGGAGCACGAGUAAUAGCUGAAAACAGAGCAUCAUUCACAAGUUACAUAUUCAAAAGUUGAGUUUCAUUUAAUUAGUACUAGCAAAUUGUGCUAAAAAAAAUAAAAAAAUUAUGGGUUUUUCUGGGUUUUUUGUGGGUGCGUGCAUUUGUUAUUUAAAUAAAUAAAAAAGAAAAAGAAAAAGUAAAGAUCCAAUGGAAGGGAAGAAAAGAGGAAUAGAGGUGAUGGACGGUUCAGAUAUAAUGGAGUUGGUUGAAAAUAAAGAGGAGUUUAGUAAAUAUGUAGAUAAGAAGUUCAAAGAACUUGACAUUGAUAAUGAUGGUAAGUUAUCAGUGAAGGAACUUGAACCUGCUGUUGCUAAUAUUGGUGCUGCUCUUGGACUUCCUGCUCAAGGCUCUUCUCCUGAUUCUGAUCACAUUUAUACUGAGGUUUUGAAUGAAUUUACUCAUGGUAAAGAGGAGAAAGUAAGCAAGACCGAGUUCAAACAAGUUCUUUCAGAUAUCCUUGUAGGCAUGGCAACUGGACUAAAGCGAGACCCCAUUGUGAUCCUUCGAAUUGAUGGUGAAGAGCUCGAAGAAUACAUAAAUAGUCCGAGUUUUGAGAUAGAUAUGGUGGCUUCUUUCUCUGAGAUCACAAUACAAGAUGGAUUCUCUCACGACCUCAUUCUCAAGGCUUUGCAAAAACUCGGUGUUGAUCAAGGCUUGCCUCCUACUUCCGACUCUUGGGUUAUGAGCAAUAUUAUGGAACCGGCUUUGGAAUCGUGUAGUCGAGAUUGUACUAAUCAUGGACAUCCGAUUUCUCAAGAGACGUUCUUGGAGGAACUUAAGAAAGUACUUGAGAAAAUAGUUGUGCGUCUCAAAGAACAACCUGUGAUUGUUGCACAUACUGAGAACACGUACGAUGGUAGUGCUAUCAAGACUCUUUUAGCUAACAAGUUUGAAACAGACAAGGUAUUGAAUGCUACGUUGGAAACACUACCAAGAGAUAAGCAUGGAAGACUGGCAAAGGAGUGCCUUCGAUUGGCAUUAGAUUCAUUGGCUUCUUCUGCUGGUUUGCCUCCUUAUGGAGCUGUGGAUGAGAUGGACAAAGUUAUCGAUGAAGUGCUGAAGAUGGUGGAUGCCGAUGAUGGAAAGCUUGUAAGAGAAGAUGAGUUCAAGAAGCUAUUGUUGGAGAUCUUAGGGAGUAUCAUGUUGCAAUUAGAAGGGAACCCCGUAUCGAUCUCUACUAACUCGGUUGUGCACGAGCCCUUGACCGAUCCUUCUUCCUUUUUGCAAACUUCAACUUCGUGAUCUAUCUACCCCAUCGCUGAUAGUCUGAUAUUGCAUUUCGCAAUAAAUUCUAGCAUAAAUCCUAAUAGUACAAUGCUAGUUCUUGAGUGUUGGUAACAUAUUUUGUACGUGUUCUUGUUCUUUGUAUUUUAUGAGUCUAUUGUAUUUCAUCAUGUAUUACUUGUAUCGAAAACUGUUUCCUUGUUGCUUCGAGUUGUGCUUGAGCGAUACGAAUCAAUGUAUUGGUUAUGUUUCGUCAAUGCAUAUUUUAAUGACUUAUGGCAUUUCAAAAUGGUAUAGUAAUCCUAUGUUUAUUCGUUUGUC
This is a messenger RNA of Amaranthus tricolor (Joseph's coat), 1611 nucleotides long. RefSeq lists its product as uncharacterized. NCBI's taxonomy places the organism in Eukaryota, Viridiplantae, Streptophyta, Magnoliopsida, Caryophyllales, Amaranthaceae. The record is from RefSeq and is a predicted model, not a curated record. Gene Ontology annotation, molecular function: calcium ion binding. The coding region runs from base 214 to 1308 and encodes 364 amino acids. The transcript is spliced from 5 exons.